Messenger RNA from Indicator indicator, 4542 nucleotides. Its product is annotated as zinc finger protein 638-like. Gene Ontology annotation, biological process: RNA splicing; regulation of RNA splicing. The record is from RefSeq and is a predicted model, not a curated record. Gene Ontology annotation, cellular component: nucleus. Gene Ontology annotation, molecular function: mRNA binding. NCBI's taxonomy places the organism in Eukaryota, Metazoa, Chordata, Aves, Piciformes, Indicatoridae. Bases 1 to 4542 code for a protein of 1513 amino acids. The transcript is spliced from 22 exons.
AUGGAGAGCAGCCCUGUGAAGGUGUCACUUGACAAGAAGCUCAGUGACUGGAUCUUGCAUCAGAACACUCCGUCUCACAUCGAAAGCUGCCGCCACUUACGCCAAGAGUACCCUGACUGGAACCCUGAGGCUCAUUCCUCAAGGAGAAAUGCUGUGGAGAAAAAAGAAAACCAGACCCCCAGGCGCCGCUCCAGCUCGGCCAGUCCCAGCCCCAGGCGCUCCAGAGCCCCGAGCUCCAGCUACUACCACCGCCGGUCACGCUCCAGGUCGCGGAGCCCAGGCCGCUUCCGGCCCAGGCGCCGGAGCCGCAGCCCUUGGUACGUGCGGCGCCGCAGCCCCAGGUACAGGUCGAGGUCUCCGCACCGCUCCCGCCACCCGCCCAGGGCCAGCCCGCGGCCUCGCAGAUCCUCCAGCCAUGACCGCUCGUCCAGGAGGUCGAGCCACUCCCGAGUGGGAUCUUCAGGAUCGGGAUCUUCUCAUGGACACUUAAGGAAGUCAUCUGGAAGUGUGAAGAAGCCAGUGAAAACAAGUGGUUCUGCCAAGGCUUCCAAGAAAGAUGAACCUUCUUUGCCCGAGUCAAGUUCUUCAUCUCCUAAAACUGAUGAUGUGCCUGAAGAGAAAGAAACAAAAGAUGGUGAGGAAGACUCAGCUGCUUCAACCAGUGGAUCUAAUGCCCCUUCUUACAAUAGGCUGUUGAGGAAGGAGCUGCUGAGCUGUGGGACAGUCCUUCAGAUAUCUGAUUUACCAGAUGAUGGCUUCUCAGACCAAGAUAUUAGAAAGAUUGUUCAGCCUUUUGGCAAAGUUAGUGAUAUCAUUGUGCUGCGCUCCAGAAAUGAGGCCUUCCUGGAGAUGAACUACAAGGAAGCUGUGAUAGCAGCUGUGAAAUACGGCGAGAUGACGCCGGUGCUGGUCAACGGCAGGAGGGUGAAAAUCAGCGUGGCUGAGAAGCCAAAAGCACCUCCUGGCAACAAGGCCAAAACAAGCAUCAAAAAAAAGACUCAGCCUGUUAAAAAGGUUUUGCCAAGCACCAAAAAAGAUCAGACCACCACCACGAAGAGACCUAAAUCUAGCACAGGUAAAAAAGAAAAGACUAAGAAACCAACAAGUAGUAAAACCAAGGAAACUUCAAACCCUGGAGAUGAAGACCCUGAGAUCUCCACAAAAGCUGAAGUGGAAGGUGAGAAAAUGACACAGUCAGAACCACAGCACAUUCCAGACAAGGAUGGAGUUACAGAGCCUGUGCAGACAGGGGAGGUGACCAACCCUGCACCUGUGCUAGAGAAACCUCAGGUGCCUCAGGUGGCAGCAUCAGACUUGGAUGAGUUUAAGGAAGCUUUAGUUGAUCAAGAAGCUACGGUAACAACUACAGAGAGUGAAGAGGCCACAGAACCAGCGAGCAAGGAACUUGAGGAUAUCUGUGUGGUUCUUGUUUCAAACCUCCCUGAGAAAGGAUACUCUGUGGAGGAAGUUUCCAACCUCGCAAAGCCCUUUGGAGGACUGAGGGAUGUGCUGAUUUUAUCAUCUCAUAAAAAGGCUUAUCUUGAAAUAAACAGAAAAUCUGCUGACUCCAUGGUCAAAUUUUACAGCUGCUUCCCAAGGUCCCUGGGUGGAAACCAGCUCUGCAUCAACAUGGUGCCUCAGUGCACCACUGUCAAGGAUGAAGAAGCAAUAUUUACUGCUCUCAUUAAAGAUUCUGACCCUAAGGUGAACACUGCAGCUUUCCACAAUCGAUUUGUGCAUCUCGGGAACCUGCCAGAUGAUGGCUACAGAGAACUGGAGGCAGUUUGUGUGGGACUUCGGUUUGGAAAAGUGGACAAUUAUGUUGUCCUGAAGAACAAAAACAAGGCAAUUCUGCAGCUGGACAGUGCCAAGUCAGCCAGGUCCAUGUACAGUUUCCUGCAGCAGUACCCUUACAAUAUGGGUGACCACACGCUGACCUGUACCUUGUCACCCAGUGCAGAGACUGCUGAGGCUGAAGUUGUGAAAAAAGAAGUGAAGAAAGAGGAGGCAAGCCAAGGAAGCUCUGGCUUGAAAAAAUAUCCAGAGGGAUCAGGAGUGGUGCAAACAGCAGCUGCUAAUCCUCCAGUAGAGGCCAGUGUGGCAAAGAAAGGACCUGUUCCCAUCUCUCAUGUCAAAGACGAGCUGUCAGCAGCGCAGACAGAGCCCUCCAAGUCCCAUCUGGAAGGAGCAGUGAGGGAGUCUGCUGCCAGAACAGCAGAAACAUCUCUGGAGAAGGUGGAUGCUGGAGUUGAAGCUGUGGUGGCAUCUCUCAGAUCUGCUGAUAGUGAAUCAUCUGAAGUGAAGUCAGAAGAGAUGCUGCUGCCACCUUCCAGUGUGGAGAGAGGAGAGGCAGUUCGAGCUAAGGCUGAACCGGAGCCGUGUGAGUCUGCUCUUGGAUUUGCAUCAGAGAAGGAGGUUCAAGAGGAAGAUGGAGGGUUGGCUGCUUCUACCUCUGAGCUGCCAGAAGAACUGUCCAGAGUGGGCAAGGCUGAAGGUGUGCUGCCAGAUUGUGCUGUGAAACUGGGAGUGGGGGAAUCAAGAGGGACUGUCCCUGAAGUGCUGCCCCCUCGUCCUGGUGCAGCUUCAGUGCACAUGCUGUCGUCUGGUGUCACACAACCAACCAACAAGUUGGAUGCUUCUACCAUGAAUCCUCGUUCUGAUGCUGUGAAAACUGGACAGGAAAUGGCUCUGAUGCCAACAAUGGAGAGCAAACCUGGGGUGGCUGUGGGAAAGAAACUGGGUGGAACUGGAAAGGUGAAACCAGAAGAUUUUGUGUUUGCAGUUGGAAGAGCUGCAGAGGAGAACCCUGAAAACCUUUUGGACAGGACUGGGGCAGAGACAGAGAAGCAACUUGAAAAGCUCGUGGCCAAGUUUGGGGCUGCUGGUGAAAAUGCUGCAAAUGCUGCUGGUGAGGACAAUGAGGGAAGUUUAAACAAAGCCUUUCAAAGUGAAGGAACAGGACCAACAAAAAGUAAUGAAGCCUCCAAAGCAGUUAUGUUUAAUUCCUCUUUCUCUGUCAAAGAAUCUUCUGCUGUUGAUAAAACCAUUUUAAAGGCAGUGGUGUCUCUUGUGGAUAUCUCAAAGUCAUGGAUUCCAGUGCAGAGAAAUGAGCCCUUCCUGUGUAGAGGAGGGGAGCAGAACUCUCCCCCAAAAGCUGAGAGCCAAGGCCAAGCAGUGGUGGAGAAGAAAACGACAUCGAAAGAAGAGGAUCCCCUACGACCUGGCAGCAGCACAUUGAGCCUGGGAGAUGGCAGCAGCAAAUGGAAAGCCAGCAGAAGCUCUGUGGUUGAUGGAAGGGGAGGCAAUGGGAGGAAUUCAUCUCAGCAAGAGAAGGACUCCCAAGUGGAAUCUAGGGCUAGUUCAAAACAGUCUCACGAGGGGGAGAGUAGAGCACCCAGCAUGAAGAGAGACAGCAGCAGCAAUAAGGCUUCUGCUGGUGACAACACGAAGGCUUCAAAAAGUGGCAUUAGCAGCAGUGCAAAACAAAAGGAGGAGGAAGAGCUGUUUCCUUUUAACCUGGAUGAGUUUGUCACCGUGGAUGAGGUGGUGGAAGAGACGGAGUCUCCCGUGAGAACGCGCCGGAAUCCCCCGAGGGGGAAGAGAAAAGCUGGGGCUAAAACGAACUUCUCUGCUGAGCCCAGCUCCAAGAGGAGGAAAAGGAAGAGCUCUGUGGCCCAUGCUGCAGCAAACAAGCUCCCCUUUGUCACCUUGGAUGAAAUUGGGGAGGAAGAGGACAUGGCUGCACAGCUGAUGGAGGUGGCUCAUCUGGAAGCGCUGGGGGACUCGCAGGGCCUGCUGGUGGUGGAUGAAGUGCUGGAAGAGGAAGAGCUGCAGUCAGAAGCAGGGAAGGACCCACAACUGCUUCUUCCUUGGGAUGAGAUACCAGGCCAGCAGGACCUCAGCUCACAGAAGGACCUGCCCAGGUCAGCCUUUGAGGAGCAGGAUUUGAAGGCUGAGCCCUUGGUGACUGUAGAUGAGAUCGGUGAAGUAGAGGAGCUGCCUCUGAACGAGCCUGCAGGCUUGAGCAUCGAGGAUGUGCUGAAGCAGAAGGAGGACGAGGAGGAGAAAGUGGCUGCUGAGGAUGGUGCCUCCUCCCAGGUGCCUGAUGAUCCUAGUGCUUUGGUGACAGUGGAUGAAAUCCAAGAGGACAAUGAAGACAACCCUAUAGUGACUUUGGAUGAAGAGAACGAAGAUGAAGAUGAUUUUCUGGAUGAUUUCAACCGGCUGAAAGAGGAGCUGAACUUUGUCACGGUAGAUGAAGUUGGAGAGGAGGAUGAGGAAGAAGAAAAUACUUCCCCAGGGAAAAAUCUGAAUGAGGAUGGAGACAAAGAUACUGCUGCUGUUGCAGGACCAGGGGAAGAGGUGGUUGCUCCUAUUGCAGGACCAGAAGAAGAGGUGGCUGCUCCUGUUGCAGAACCAGAAGAGGAUGAGGUUGCUGCUCUUGCAGGACGAGAAGAAACGGAAAUCUUAGGAGCUGUGAGUCCAGAAGAAGAAACUGUGGUGGUCUCAAAGUCAGAAGGUAAGGAACCUCUCAUAGUUUGA